AUGCGGCGUGCAAAGGUCGCGCCGGAUGUGAUUAGCUUCAACUGCACCAUCAGCUCCUGUGAGAAGAGCUCGCAGUGGCAGUCUGCCCUUGCAAUCCUGGAGGAGAUGUGGUCCCGCAAGGCUCGACCCGACAUUGUCAGCUUCAGUGGAAUGAUCAGCGCCUCUGAGAAAGCAAGCGAGUGGCAAUCUGCACUGACGCUGCUCCACACGCUUCUGGGCCGUAACAUGCGGCCCGAUGAAGUCUGCUGGAAUGCCGCCAUCAGUGCAUGUGGCAAGGCCUCCAGGUGGGAGCCCGCGCUUGCGCUGCUGUUUUCCAUGUCAGCUCGGGCUCUUCGUGCCAACGAGAUCAGCUUCAACAGUGCCAUCACUGCUUGCGAGAAGAAGGAAAAGUGGCAGCUGGCUGCCUGGCUACUGGUCUACAUGGCCCGAGAGGGUAUCAGGCCGGAUGUCAUCAGCUACAACAGCGUGAUCAGCGCUUGUGAGAAGGGCCGCCACUGGAAGCUUGCCCUGCAGCUGCUGGUUUUGCUGACCCAGGUCGCUGUCCUCGCCGACAUUAUCAGCUAUUGCAGCACUAUCAGCGCUUGCGAAAAGGAGAGCCAGUGGCGCACGGCCAGAAAGCUGCUCUCAGCGAUGUCCCCGCAAAGGCUGCGUCCACCAUCUGCAGCCUUCAAUGCCGUGAUCAGUGCCUGUGGAGCAGCCAAGAAGUGGCGCUUGGCCGUGUUAUGCUAUGCUGAGAUGCACUUCAGCCAGGUCCUCCCGGAUGAGAUCUCAUGCAGCAGCACAAGCCGCGCCUGUGAACCACUGGGCCUUUGGAAGGUCUCCGGCAAACUUCUGGACCAGCUUUGCCAAACAAGCAGUGCUGUCGCGGUCGGCAGCAUUCUUCGCUGCUGUGAGGUGGCCCACACAUGGCAGCCCAUGCCUCGCAUACUGGAUGAGCUCCAGUUUGCCGGCGUGGCGCGCUUGCCUCCUCAUGUAGCGAAAACGACUGCGCGUGCCGUGCAACUGGGGGUUGCAGUCAUCGUCAGGCCCUUGCAGGCGUUGGAGGUAGAAAGCCUGCGCCAGGUUGAGUGGAAAUCUGGUGGCAGACUGCGCCGAGGUGUUUCGAGGCUUCUUUGA
Molecule: messenger RNA, 1116 nt
Organism: Symbiodinium necroappetens
Lineage: Eukaryota; Dinophyceae; Suessiales; Symbiodiniaceae
Source: the annotation of a GenBank genome assembly